Messenger RNA from Opisthorchis viverrini, 779 nucleotides. RefSeq lists its product as hypothetical. The coding region runs from base 46 to 531 and encodes 161 amino acids. The transcript is spliced from 2 exons. NCBI's taxonomy places the organism in Eukaryota, Metazoa, Platyhelminthes, Trematoda, Opisthorchiida, Opisthorchiidae. The record is from RefSeq and is a predicted model, not a curated record.
GGGCCCUAUCCAGGCGGUUACCAAAUACCAAACCCGUCUUAUUCUAUGGCAGGACCAACUCAGGGAAUGUACAUUCCACCAAGCGCAUACGGAUCUGGCCAGGGCGUCAUGAGCAAUAUGCCUCAAUACUAUCCCGGACAACCGCAGUCCCACCCACAACAAUCCAACCCAUUCUACGGGGUUCCUACAACAAACCAACCACAAAUUCAUCCUGGAGCAUAUCCGUCUCAUCCACCAGGGCCUUAUUCUAUGCAGCAAAUGGAAGCAUCACUUCCGGCUCCCCAAGCCGGGACGGACCCAAGUAGCAUGUAUCCGUCAACCGCUGCUGCCCACACUCCUGGUCAACAUCCAUCAGCUAACACAAUCGCAGCGGAAGAUCCCAGUACUGUUCAACCACCCUCGUACUCACAGUUACCUGAUAGACCAGCAGAGGAUUCUCAACCGGCCACAUCGACGGGAAAUUAUCCAAGCACGGGCUAUUCACAGCCUCAAGCUGCUUUGCUGGAGGGCCAAUUGAUUUCUUUUGAUUGAUCUCAUUCUGCUCGGUUCGUCCGUAAUUGUGACACAGUAAUAGCUAUUGAACCGGGUUUCAUUUACUCGCCUACCUAACUCUCGUUACUUCCUAUCACUUUACCGUGUUCUCUUGUUCAUCAGCUUCGUGAUUUGUUGUGGGUCUGCUUAGCUCCCACCCAGCUCGCCUCAUAUAUGCCUUUGGACGCCAUCGUUUUCUCCAAUUUUUCAUUUGAUUGACAGCCAAACGAAUACACAAUGAACGGCCA